Procambarus clarkii (red swamp crayfish) is the source of this 2245-nucleotide messenger RNA. RefSeq lists its product as uncharacterized. NCBI's taxonomy places the organism in Eukaryota, Metazoa, Arthropoda, Malacostraca, Decapoda, Cambaridae. The record is from RefSeq and is a predicted model, not a curated record.
AUGGAGUCGACGGAAACGGUCGUCGAUGAGGAGAGGAAGAGGCGGCCCCCGCUGCUGCGACGACACACGCUGGGCACGUCGCCGCCAGCUGGCCACCUGGGCGGGGGCGGCGAGCGGCGGCGGGUGGCACGGGCGGCCUCAGAGGACAGGUGGGCGGCGGGGCGUGGCGGUGACAGCACCCCAUGUACCACGAAGAGAGGAUCCACACAUGCGUCUUCCAUAGUGGCGAGGGCCCGCCGCCUCGCCUGGUCUGGCAUUCCUGCGCCGGACGUAAAAACAGAAACAGCAUCGACGUUAGCUAAAGCCAGCAAGCGAAGGAGUCUCGCCAGACCCCAGAGUUGCGGCACUCCAAUCUCGGGCGUAAUACCAUUCCAGGAUGUGACUCUCACUCUACCAGAAGCCCAACAUCGUCCUUUGGGAAGUGACAAGUUAGAGCCAGAGGCAACAGCUCUGCCAGCAACCAUCGCUAAGGUAGAGGUUGAGAGCCAGGCGAGGGACGAGAAUGACCAACACACCAAGACCUCAACGAAGGUGAUCCGUUCAGUUUCCUCUCCGGAUAUUUUCUACACAGGUCCCCCUAAACUAGCCAGCUACACAGACGAAUCUCAAAACAGGAAGCUGGAUCUUGAGCCUUAUGACGGUCUUGUCAUCCAGAAAGCUCCCUUGAUAACGCAGGAGGCGAAGCGGAUUGAACUUUCAGACGAAGGUGACGAGGCAGAUGAAGAAGAUAAUGCAUCGGAACCUCAGGCAGACUCCACACUUCGUGGAUACCGGUCUAGGAACGGCUUCGGCUUCAUUCCCUUUAGUAAAAUGUUUACUAAACCUCUGAGAGCGUCACUGCUGCGACGCUCGUCACAAUCUUCGCAAGGGGAGCCAAACCUUGGCGUGGAAAAUACCUUCCAGACGUUGAGUGAGUCUGAGAGAGACGUUAUAAAGAGGACUCGGAGCGCUCUGAAGCAGAGAAUUAACUCCGCCAACAACAAAAGCGCUUGCAACGGCAAGAAGAAGAUCCAGCUAAGCAUUGUAGUUAAUGCUCAAGGGGAUACGGACGAGAGCGCUCAAGCGUCAGAUGAGAACAACGAGGUCCCUCAGCUAUCCUUCACACUACAAGACUGCACUGCAGAAAGACAAAGCAAGACCAAAUCUUCCAGACACAACGACCGCGAGAUGCCGCCACCGCCGACUAAAACAUCUAGCGUCUCGAGUCUCUCGAGAAAGAAGUCCAGGACCAAGACUGAACCGAAAGUGUCAACAACGAUAACUAAGAAGGCAAAGAAGAAGGAAAUACCAACGAUAAUGUCAGAAAUUAGCCCCGUACCCAGCGACGUGGAGCAGGGACUCGACUCUAACCAACACGGGCCGCUGGCGGAGAUGCACGCUCUCCACAUCAGAAAGAGAGCGAGUUCGACUCUCCCCGACGAUGGUUGCGGCACCGACGCCCGGGAUCGGGGCUACGACAGUACCCCCGACGGCCUCUUCGCCCCGGCGCGCGGGGAACUGCUGCAGACGAUCAUCAACGAAUCCAGCAUGUAUGCCCCGGUCAGCCAAACGUGGAGAGGGAGAAAGAUGCACCUUGAAGUGAGGAUCAGGACGGACCGAGCGAUGGUGUCCACGGAUGAGGACGAAGUCAGCGAGAUCGAAGACCGAAGAGGACCCGCCAGCCACAGACGAGCCAGAACAAUCCAACGGUCGCAUGAGCUGGAUCCACCGAGUGCCAGGACUCCUGCUGCCGCUACUGAUGCCACUAGGACACUGCCUCACAGAGGAGCCCGAGGCACGGUGCUGCCUGCCAACGCACGCCCACAGCCCCAACACGCCCACACCGCCGUACUCAGGGCCAAGGAGAGAGACAAACUCAGGCAGAUCCUAGAGGUGUGCUCAGACAAGGUGGAAGAGUCCAAACAUCUCAGACGACGACUAAGGGCCGGCGGAGUCUGGGUCUCCCUUGACACCCUACAGAGAGGAUUGAUGUCCCCGACGGAGUACCGGGUGUAUCAGGACCACCUGAGGUCUCUGGAGGAGAAAGAGCAACAGAAGAAGAGACCUAUUAGAAUGAGCACCUCUCCGUCUAAGAGGUGACCGGAGGAGGCUCUGAGGUCUUGCUGGAGACAGUCUGGAUCUCGAGGCUUUGUCAGGCGUAAACAUGGGACCUGAAUAACAAAACGUCCUGGGGCGAGAUUCACGAAGCAGUUACGCAAGGACUUACGAACUUGUACAUCUUUUCUCAUUCUUUGUUUACAAUUAU